Pistacia vera is the source of this 1350-nucleotide messenger RNA. Its product is annotated as thiol-disulfide oxidoreductase LTO1. Lineage: Eukaryota; Viridiplantae; Streptophyta; Magnoliopsida; Sapindales; Anacardiaceae. Gene Ontology annotation, molecular function: oxidoreductase activity. The record is from RefSeq and is a predicted model, not a curated record. The transcript has 7 exons. Bases 75 to 1151 code for a protein of 358 amino acids.
GUACACCCCCUGCGGUUGAUUUACUCGUAUUCUGAGACUUUGUCCUUGCCAUUUCCCAGUUGAAUUUGAAAGCUAUGGCCAGCUUCAUUAGUCUUUCAUCUCCUUCUUACUUGUCUCCAACCUCGCCACGGUUCAAGUGUUUGGGAGCGAGAACAAGAGUGUUUGUGCUUCCCGCCAAGUGUUUAGCUUCUGGACCGAGACAGGAAACUGAAUCCAAACCUGAAACGAAGCCGUCGUUGUCGUCUUCGUGGUCUUCGAGCAUUUCGACAUACAACUGGUGUGCAGGAAUCGGAGGCGUAGGUUUUAUUGAAACUGCGUAUCUGUCUUUUCUCAAGCUCACAAAUUCUGACGCCUUUUGCCCGAGUGGUGGCGGCAAUUGCGGUGACGUUCUGAAUAGUGAUUACGCCGUAGUUUUCGGUAUUCCUCUUCCAUUGAUUGGAAUGUUUGCCUAUGGGUUAGUUGGAGUGCUCGGUCUGCAGUUGGGCAGAAAGAACUUACCAUUUGGAAUCGGUGAAUCUUAUGGUCGUUUGAUUUUACUUGGGAGCACUACCUCCAUGGCUGCUGCCAGUGCAUAUUUUUUGUACAUUUUAAGCACAAAAUUUACUGGAUUCUCAUGUUUGUAUUGCCUAACAUCAGCAUUGUUGUCAUUCAGCUUAUUUUUCAUCACUCUGAAGGAAUUUGGAGUUGAAGAGAUACAGAAGGUAGUGGGUAUACAGCUAUGUAUAGCGAGCUUGGUGAUUGCUAGCCUAAGCACCUCAUAUAGUUCUUCUCAAUCUUUACCUUCCAGUCUAGCUGAAGUUGACUUGCCAUAUGUUGAAACUGAGAUAACUACACCAUCAAGUCCUUUCGCUCUAUCCCUUGCAAAACAUUUGAAAGCAAUAGGAGCUAAAAUAUACGGGGCUUUCUGGUGUUCGCACUGUUUAGAACAAAAACAGAUGUUUGGACAGGAUGCUGCGAAGCUGCUGGACUAUGUGGAGUGCUUCCCAGAUGGAUACAGGAAAGGAACUAAAAUGGCCAAGGCAUGUGUGGAUGCUAAAAUUGAAGGGUUCCCUAUGUGGGUGAUUAAUGGUCAGGUUCUCAGUGGAGAGCAAGAACUGUCAGCCCUUGCAGAGGCAUCUGGAUUCUCUGAAUUAAGUCAACAGCCUAGUUAAAUCAUCCAUCAUCAUAGCAGUUCAUGUACAGUCUACAGGAUAAAUUUUUAUGUUGAAUGAACAUUAUUUUCCUCCUUUCUGAAAGCCUUGAGAAGUAUUAGUCAAUAGUGUAUUCAUACUCUAAACUGAUAGAACCUCACGAUUUAAUAUAUUUACAACUAAAUUUUUAACAGUAAGUCAAUAAUUGUAAUUGCAGUUC